GUAUUUCUCUCCCGAUGAGGAACCAGCAAGUGACCUGGCACCAUUGGAUUUCCCUCUUUGCUGGCAUCCUCCCAAUCUGAUCAGGCUCAGUGUCGGGGAGGAUGUGAAAGAUGGAUGACCACUCUCAAAUCACUUUUGGUCCUUUGACUGCAAAGUUUUCUUCCCAACCGUACCCUCAGCAGGGAGGCGAACCUGCUAGUUCCCAACAGUUAGCCAACCACCUUGCUUCUCCCAGCAAAGAAGAUGACUGGGAAGGCGUAGAUGGAAAUGAACUGAUCUUUGCCUUAGAUGAUGAGGAAGAUGCAACUCCUGACUCACCCGACCACUUUUCUAUGUGUGAAGAUAUUGGGAAACAGGAUGAACAUCAGGAAGAGUCCACAUUCCACAUGCCAUCCCCUCUGCCGUCUCCUCCUGAACUGGAUUUCUUGCCCGCCCUCCCCAUUUCCAGUUCACCCAGUUUAUCACCCCAGAGAUCAACAGGCCUUGUAAACCCUCAAGGCCCCAAGCCAUUAAUAAACUUAGUGAAAUCCCUCUCAACUGAAAUUGAGCCCCGGGACGCCUCUUCCCUCAAGCCCCAACCUUUGCUGAGCUUGGUCAAAUCCAUUUCAACCGAGAUUUCCCGCCUGGAGCCAGAGGUGACACAGUCAAAGUCCGACUCCAAGCUCAAUGUUCAUCGAUGGCGGCAGAUCACCCAUCCCAAGGGCAAAACUGGGGAUUCUAGGACGGCUCCCUCCUCCCCCAACAUUUCCCCCUCAGAGAGCAAAAGCAGCUUCUUCAAGGCUCAGGAAGCCAAAUUUGAGGACACGAAAAGGCGGUUUUCAGAGGCCAUGCAUGAACCCCUUAGCAGACUCAGCAAAAUCAUGGGGGAUGAGAAUAACGUUUCACCAAAACACAGGUCCUCACUUUCUGGCAACCAUGCCCACGAUUCCCCUUCUAGCCACAGCAAGACCAUUUUGGAAGACGAGGAGAGCCCAACCCAGGAGACCAAUCUGCACGGGGCUGUUCCAGGACAGCCAUCUGGGAGGAGUCAAGUGGAGGACUGUUGCCCCAAUGAACAGAAAUGGGGUCCCUCCUUAAACUGCCAGUAUGAAUUCUGCUCCUAUGGAGAUGUCAUCCAAGUGGUGGAGGUUGCUGCGGACAAAAGUAGUGGCACAGAGGAAGUGCGGAUGCUUCCACCUCUGGAUAUCCUCCGCCCCACCAAGCCUUGUAGCAGAGUGCCAUGCAAAGCCCUUGCCUGCGUUGCCAUCUUGGCCUACCACUAUUUUGUGCUGCCACUGCCUCCUUACUUCUCAGGCCUCUGCCUUGGCUUGGCAUGUGGGUUCAUGCUGGGCUUCCUCAUUAUUCUUCUGAUGAUGCCAAAGCGUUCCUUGUCUCCACGGAAAAGGCGGACAUCUCUAGACCAGCUGCCAUCAGAGACGCUGAAUCAGCAGCCCCAGGAUCCCAACAUCCUUAAGGGGUGGAUGAACGAAAUGUAUUUCUACGAUCCGGAGAUCUACCACCCGUCACUUACCCACUCUGUGUUCGUGACCUUGGAAGACACCAGCAUGACGAUCUCCUACCCCAAGAGCAACAUCCCCCGGCGAGCCACCUUUGAGGAAGAGGACUUCAAGGUGACUUUGGUUAGUCACCGCCAUUAUGAAAUGAUUGGCGCAAAGGUCUUCCUCUUCCCACCUGGGCUGGCUCGCAAGAGGAUGUGGAACAAGAAAUACCCCAUCUGCAUUCUCCUCCCAGAGCAAGACGACUUGAGUAGCAAAGGCUCCAGUGAGCAUGACUUGGAGCACUCAAGAGAGAAGGCUGUGAAGAGAAGGCUGUCACCAGUCCAAGAGACCCCUCCGAUGCAUCCAGCUGAGCCCCAGGAAAAGACUCUUUACCUCUUUGGCAGAACGGGGAGAGACAAGGAGGAAUGGUUCCAGCAUCUUGCAAGGGCCUCCCGGGCAGAAAACUGCAGCAAGGCUCUAAUCUCCCCCUCUUUCUCUUUGCCAGGUUUAAACCAGCUCAGCCCAUCAGGAAAGGGGACGUGCAGCAGUGGCAGCAGCAGGGGCAGCACUGAUGACCUCCUUUCUCUCAUCAAGCCCAAGGACCUGGUUGUUAAUGUCCGGGAGAAGCUCCUUUUGGAUUACAACAUGUACAUGUCCCGAAUAGUCCCAACAGGGACAUACUCCAGCCCACCCGAGAGCCCCUCCCACAGUACGGUAGGCAGCCCAACACCCAAAAAGUUCUUUGGGGAUACGAAUGUCACGAGUGACACACACACGGCUUGGGCCAACGCGGUGCUUGGGAGAAUGUUUUGGGACUUCCUACGGGAAAUUUGGGCAGACCUAGUUUCAAACAAGAUUCAGAAGAAACUAGGCAGAAUCAAGCUGCCGUACUUCAUGAACGAACUCACACUCACUGAACUGGACAUGGGGACUUCCAUCCCACAAAUCCUCAGCACGUCAAGCCCGACCAUUGAUAACCGAGGGCUUUGGGUGGACAUGGAAGUGACCUACAGCGGAUCCCUGCAGAUGACCCUGGAAACAAAGAUGAACUUGUACAAACUAGGCAAAGAAGCCCUGGGAGAGGAGAGUGGAAAGGCAGACGAUGGCAGGGAAGGUGUGAAGCCCCGCUUAGUCCUUCUGGCUGACAGCGAUGCAGAGUCCUCCAGCGCUGGGUCCUCUGACGAGGAAGACAUCCCCAACAUGGAGCCCUCAGGGGUCCCAGGAGAAAGGGGUACCCCUCCUGGGGCUGAAGGCCCCGUCAGCGGAAACAGUACCAGCCGGAAGAUCCUGCGCUUUGUGGACAAGAUUGCCAAGUCCAAGUACUUCCAGAAGGCCACCGAGAAUGAGUUUAUUAAGAAGAAGAUAGAGGAGGUCUCCAACACCCCCUUGCUCUUGACGGUGGAGGUCCAAGAGCUGACAGGCACACUGGCUGUGAACAUCCCACCGCCCCCAACUGACCGAAUCUGGUACAGCUUCCGGACUCCACCACAGCUGGAUCUGAAGGUCCGCCCAAAGCUGGGGGAACGAGAGGUCACCUUCAUCCAUGUCACGGAAUGGAUCGAGAAGAAGCUUCAGCAUGAAUUCCAGAAAAUUUUAGUGAUGCCAAAUAUGGACGAUCUCAUCUUACCCCUCAUGCAUUCUGGUUAAUCCCAGCUGCCUACAGAAGGACUCCAGAAGGAAUUCCCAGGAGAGGGUGCAGCAAAAUUUUGAAGGAACUGCCCACUGGUGGGUUUGGCUGGCUCAAGAUGCUUGAUGGGGUCCUCCAGGAUUAUCAGGGCCUGUGAACCCAGCAUCACCCUUGAGCCAUACUGCUUGGUCUCAUCUCCGUUGGCUCAUCUCUUCAGCUUGUCGUUCAGGGGCUUCUCUCCAGCAAAAGAGGUUCCCCCAUCCAUCCUCGGAUAUUUCACAGGAUACAUUUCUCAAUGAGGAGGAGAUACUCCAAGAUUCUCCCUUAACAAGCACCAGAUUCCUACCAGUGCAAGGAAGAAUUUCUGUAGUGCGGUCAUUAGCUUUUCAAAGAGGAAAAAAAAAGUAGGGGAGAUUCUAAGCCCACUUCCACCUAGGUCCUGUCUUUGCAAAUAACAGCCAUGUUAAGCAUCUUUUAAAUGUCAGAACAGUCAUUAAAACUGAAGAGGCCAAAGAAAGGAGGGGAUGACAAGGAAAGAAAGGGCUCUUUCUGUAAGCAGUCUGAAAUCCUCCUAUUUCCACCCAGGUUUGCAAUGGUGGGGAGAGAAAUCCCAAAAUCUGAACAUCGAGCCUCUGAGUGAAUCAUCUCUCUGACCUCCUUGCUACUCACAGGCCAGAGGAAAGGAAACUGAGAGAGUUAACAGUAGAAGUGUUUGUAUUUCCCUGGGAAGGCAUGCAAGGAACAUGUGAAGAACAUCACACAACUCUACUCUGUGAAAACUCUCCCUUCUCCUGAUGAGGGGAGGUUUAAGGGAUUUCAAGCCUCCAAAUUGAUGAGGAAAGUGUGGAGUGCAGGUUGAGACCAAGCGAGAAUGUAUCACCACUUUAACAGUCAAGGCUCCCCC
Molecule: messenger RNA, 4009 nt
Organism: Lacerta agilis (Sand lizard)
Lineage: Eukaryota; Metazoa; Chordata; Lepidosauria; Squamata; Lacertidae
Product: testis-expressed protein 2-like
Cellular component (GO): endoplasmic reticulum
Molecular function (GO): lipid binding
Source: RefSeq, a predicted model, not a curated record